Molecule: messenger RNA, 1772 nt
Organism: Amborella trichopoda
Lineage: Eukaryota; Viridiplantae; Streptophyta; Magnoliopsida; Amborellales; Amborellaceae
Product: histidinol-phosphate aminotransferase, chloroplastic
Biological process (GO): L-histidine biosynthetic process
Molecular function (GO): pyridoxal phosphate binding; L-histidinol-phosphate:2-oxoglutarate transaminase activity
Source: RefSeq, a predicted model, not a curated record
CUUAAAAAAAUCAGCCGUUAGGGUUAUGAGUAAAUGACCUUUAAAAUGGCAAUGGAAGGAAGGAGAGCACUUCCAGUACUACAACCUUCGUUCUGGGGCUACACUCUCACUGCUUCUUCUCCUCUUCAUUGUUCGUUGCAUGAAUUGUUUGUUAUAAAUAAACAGUCUGUGAUUUAUAGACGAAUGCCCUUUGUUGGAUGAUGGGUCAAAUUGGAGCCGCCAUUGAUCUAGGAGGCCGAGGAGUUUUGCCGUAUUCCUCGUCCCAUCAUCAGAGAGCAAGGGCUUCUGCAUCAUCAUCAUCAUCAAUGGCGGCAAUGCCAUUAAAACAAGCUUCUGAUGAGGUUAAGAUCACUGGGGAUUCGUUUAUACGCCAACAUUUGAGGAAAUUAUCUCCUUAUCAACCCAUUCUUCCCUUUGAGGUUUUAUCAUCUCGGCUUGGGAGGAAGCCUGAUGAUAUUAUUAAGCUCGAUGCAAAUGAAAACCCUUAUGGGCCACCGCCAGAGGUGGCAGAAGCUUUAGGCACAAUGAAAUUUCCUUAUAUAUAUCCUGAUCCUGAGAGCCGGCGUUUGCGCUCUGCCCUUGCUGCUGACUCGGGACUCGAUUCAUCUUAUAUUCUUGCUGGAUGUGGUGCUGAUGAGCUAAUUGAUCUAAUUAUGAGAUGUGUGCUUGAUCCUGGCGACAAAAUUGUCGAUUGUCCCCCGACAUUCACCAUGUAUGAAUUCGAUGCUGCUGUUAAUGGGGCUCUUGUCCUAAAGGUUCCAAGGAAGCAGGAUUUUAGCCUGAAUGUCUCACAUAUUAUUGAAGUUGUGAAGCUUGAAAAACCAAAGUGUAUAUUCCUAACUUCUCCAAACAAUCCAGAUGGCAGCAUAAUCAAUGACGAGGAUAUACUCCAGAUUCUUGCUCUCCCUAUAUUGGUGGUAUUGGAUGAAGCAUACAUUGAGUUUGCUGGAUUAGAGUCCAGGAUGUCAUGGGUGAAGAAGCAUGAGAAUUUGAUUGUCCUCCGGACAUUUAGCAAAAGAGCGGGUUUAGCUGGACUACGUGUGGGCUAUGGAGCAUUUCCGCUUAGCAUAAUUGAGUACCUAUGGCGAGCAAAACAACCAUAUAAUGUUUCUGUGGCUGCAGAAGUUUCUGCUUGUGCAGCAUUGCAGAACCCAUCUUACUUAGAGAAGGUGAAGGAUGCACUGGUGAAUGAAAGGGAGAGGCUGUAUAAACUUCUACUUGAAGUGCCAUAUCUAAAGCCAUAUCCAAGCUAUUCUAAUUUUAUUCUCUGUGAAGUUACUUCUGGUAGAGAUGCUAAACAACUUAAGGAAGAGCUUGCUCAAAUGGGUGUUAUGAUUCGUCACUACAACAAUCAAGAAAUGAAGGGCUAUGUUCGGGUAUCCGUUGGUAAGCCUGAACAUACUGAUGCUUUAAUGAAGUGUCUCAAGAUCAUGUCUCAGUAAGCUUCCCUUUUUGAGCCACCCAACGUCUGAGCCUUGCAAUGCAAUGGCAUUUUGUGCAAUCCAGGACACUGGAUUUCACUAAUAGCAGGGCAAAAAUAAUAUUUAUUGGCAGCCUUCAAUAUUUUUGUUUAUUUAAGCUGUCUACACUGUGGAGGACUUUCGAGCAGUCCUUUUCCCCACUAAUUUUCUGUUUUUCAUGAUUUGAGAUACAAAUACAUGUCAGCCCAAAUGGACAUCAACUGGGAUGUCAUCUGUAGGAUGAUAUUAAUGUCGAUCAGAUUGUUGCGACAUGGACAGCACUCUCGAAAAUGAGAAUCUUGUUUCUGACUC